This is a messenger RNA of Strongyloides ratti, 1560 nucleotides long. RefSeq names its product MAP kinase-activated protein kinase 2. The record is from RefSeq and is a predicted model, not a curated record. Gene Ontology annotation, biological process: protein phosphorylation. Gene Ontology annotation, molecular function: protein kinase activity; ATP binding. The coding region runs from base 1 to 1560 and encodes 519 amino acids. The transcript is spliced from 5 exons. Lineage: Eukaryota; Metazoa; Nematoda; Chromadorea; Rhabditida; Strongyloididae.
AUGUCUUCUUUUACAUUUGAAGAAAUUUGUGAAGACAAACCGGCUCCUGAAUCAGAGAUUGGUAGUUGUGGAUCAAGUGAAAUAUCUAUCAAAUCAACAACAUCCUCCAUCAAAAAUCCUUUCUUUGAAAAUAUACCAAUAAAUAUUAAGGAGGAUUCUUUUCAGAUUGAUGAACAAUUAUCAUUAGAUAGAGCUGAAUCACCAACAACAAUUCAAAAAAAUUUGUGCCUUAAUGCUACAUCAAAUCUUCAUGAUCCCCAUCCAUCAUCUGAUGAGGAGGAGGAAGAAAAUAGUCAGAGUGGUAGAAAAAUUUCUAUCAAAAAUUGUACCUCAAAUAAUCAGUUAUGUUUAUGUGCUACCCCUGAUAAUGGAAUAUGGAUUAAAGGAAUGAAUCCACAAAAUUUUAAUCUUAAUUAUCCUUUUCAUACUCAUAAUAUUUUGGAUGAUUAUAAAAUUUCUGAUGAGAUUAUUGGAAUAGGUGAAUCAGGAAAAGUAAUGGCAUGUUAUAGAAAGACAGAUGAUAAAAAAUUUGCUCUUAAAGUUUUAAGAGAAUCACCUAAAGCUAAAAGAGAAGUUGGUAUUCAUUACCUUGUACAUCAACAUGAAAAUAUUGUCUCAAUAAUUGACAUCUAUGAAAAUACCUUUCAUGAUGUUAAAUGUAUCUUAUUGGUGGUUGAAUUUAUGGAAGGUGGAGAUUUAUUAACUAAAUUUGAAAAUCAAGGAUCUGUACCGUAUACAGAGAAACAAGUUGGUGAGAUUGCCUAUCAAAUAGGAAAAGCAGUUAAAUAUCUACAUUCUUUAUCAAUAGCUCAUCGUGAUUUAAAACUUGAAAAUAUAUUAUGUAACUCAACAGGCUCUGACUGUAUCUACAAAUUAGCAGAUUUUGGUUUUGCUAAAUUACAAGAAAAAAAUAAGAUGCUUAAUUCACCUUGUUGUACUUUUUAUUAUGCUCCACCGGAAAUAUUGGCUAAAGAACAAUAUAAUUUCAUGUGUGAUAUGUGGAGUAUUGGUGUUGCCUUGUAUAUUUUAUUAUGUGGGUACCCUCCAUUUUAUUCUAUGAAGGGUCUUCCAAUAUCACCAGGAAUGAAAUCAAGAAUAGCUGCAGGAUGUUAUGCAUUCCCACCAGCUGAAUGGGAUUGUGUCUCAGAGUCAACUAAAAAUGUUAUUAGAAAUCUUCUUAAAACUGAUCCUGCUGUUAGAACAACAAUAGGUAACUUUAUGAAAACACCACUUGUUACAGGAGCUAUAUCUCCAUUAUUGGAGGAACCAUCUACUAAGAAAGAACCAAAAGUUAUUCAAGCAACAUCAGUCUCAUCAAAAGGUAUAAUUAAUAAAGAUAAUUAUGAAAUUUCAUUUAAAAAGUUUGAUCAAAUAACUGCUAAUAGGGAAAGAACUUUUGGAUCUGGAAAGUUAACUUCAAUUCAAGAAGAAGUUGGUAGAGCAUUAAGUAGUAUGAGAUUAGGUAAUGAUUCAUGUUAUAUUAAAACAUUAAAAAGUUCUCAAAAUGGUUUGUUAUCAAGAAGACAACAAUCAAUGAUGAUUGAAAGGAAAGUAGUUUAA